Molecule: messenger RNA, 1752 nt
Organism: Zea mays
Lineage: Eukaryota; Viridiplantae; Streptophyta; Magnoliopsida; Poales; Poaceae
Product: probable mitochondrial adenine nucleotide transporter BTL1
Exons: 5
Coding region: 248-1390 (380 amino acids)
Biological process (GO): transmembrane transport
Source: RefSeq, a predicted model, not a curated record
CGCAUCUGAGCGCUUUUACGCAGAGAAUCCCUUCUUCGGCGCCCGUCACCACCCUUUUUCUCCUCCUCCCUCGCUCCUGCCUUCCCUACAAAAGCCGCGACAACCGGCGGGGACGAGGAGGAGACCGCCCGACCCCGACCCCCCCCGAUUGCGCUUGCCCCCCCCCCCCCCCCCCCCCCCCCCCAUCCCGUUCGGCGCAUUCGCGUUCCGCCGCACCCGCGUGGAGGCCGGGCCGGAGCAGCCAGCCAUGGGCGUGGAUGAGGCGGGGCGCGCCGCCGGCAGGAAUCUCACGCUGGCAAGCAUCGGCUUCGCGGACGUCCGCGUGGGCGCUGCCGUGCCCGGGGGCGCCGGGUACAAGGACGGCCUGCUCGUCGUGGGGCUGCCCGUGCCCAAGGACGACGGCCUCGACGCCGCCGCCCGGGUCGUCCGGGACCUCGCCACCAGGCUGCCCGACGUAGGCGCCGCCGCUAGGACUUUUCUGAGGAAUAGAGAAGUUGCAGAAUUCGUGAGUGGAGCAUUGGCUGGUGCAAUGACUAAGGCUGUUCUUGCUCCCUUAGAAACUAUCAGGACAAGAAUGGUUGUAGGGGUAGGAUCAAAACAUAUUUUUGGUAGCUUUGUGGAGAUUGUUGAACAUAAUGGCUGGCAAGGACUCUGGGCAGGUAAUACAAUAAAUAUGCUCCGGAUUAUCCCAACUCAAGCAAUUGAGCUCGGGACAUUUGAAUGUGUCAAAAGGAGUAUGGCCUCGGCACAAGAGAAAUGGAAAGAGGAAGGAUGCCCAAAGAUACAACUCGGCGAUUUGAAAAUUCAGUUGCCAUUUCACUUACUAUCGCCGAUUGCGAUUGGAGGUGCGGCAGCUGGAAUAGCUAGCACUUUGGUGUGUCAUCCUCUUGAGGUUCUUAAGGAUCGCAUGACUGUCAACCGUGAGGCUUAUCCUAGUAUUGCCAUUGCCUUCAGCAAGAUCUACCGAACUGAUGGCAUUGGUGGUCUUUAUGCUGGCCUCUGCCCAACGUUGGUUGGCAUGCUUCCAUAUAGCACAUGCUACUAUUUCAUGUACGAGACCAUCAAGACUAACUACUGCCGUGCGCACAAAAAGAAAUCUUUGAGCCGUCCUGAGCUGCUGGUUAUCGGGGCUCUUUCAGGUCUAACUGCAAGCACGAUCAGCUUCCCUCUUGAAGUGGCAAGGAAGCGCCUUAUGGUAGGAUCCCUGCAAGGGAAGUGCCCACCCCACAUGAUCGCGGCGUUAGCCGAGGUGAUCCAAGAGGAGGGUGCCAAGGGGCUUUUCCGAGGAUGGGCGGCGAGCUCCCUGAAGGUCAUGCCAACGUCCGGUGUCACCUGGAUGUUUUACGAGGCAUGGAAGGACCUUCUUUUGAGUUCACGGCUCCAUGCGUAGCAGGAGCUUGAAGAAGUCGGGCUCUUGCAUUGUCACAGAAUAAAUUUGUUGCGCUGUGUCGGAUUUUCAACAUUUUUUUCUUCUUAAAAAGUCGCACACAUGCCAACCAUUUAGGAGAGAAGAAGGCCAUCUUGUGCUGGUUGCACCCUUGAUUAGCAGCACUAGCCAAUUGGCCUUCGCUGACCUGGGAUUAUCUAACUACUAGCAACUCUGAGCAGACUCAACCUGGACUGGGUAUGCAUUGGCCCCAGGCAUCGUUGUUGCGAAAUUUGUCUACUAAUGAAAAACAAGGACUAUUCAUGAACCUUUUGUCACUGAAUGUUGCAUGUUUUGUAUGUGUGGGGCAUUUAUCCGGUUCUUAA